GGCCCGGCCCGGCGGGGCGGGCGCUGACUGCCGGGCGCUGAGGCCCGGAGCGACGGGCGCUGCGCAGAGCCCGGCUCCCCGCUGCGGAGGGUGAAGGAGCCGAGCCCGGCCAGGCCAUGCCCGGCCCCCCGACGCUGGGGGCGGCAGGCCCCGGCCCGGACCCAGAGGAGCGCUACGAUUUCCUCUUCAAGCUGGUGCUGAUCGGGGACGCCAGCGUGGGCAAAACCUGCCUGGUGCAGCGCUUCAAAACCGGGGCCUUCGCCGAGCGCCAGGGCAGCACCAUCGGCGUGGACUUCACCAUGAAGAGCCUGGAGAUCCAGGGCAAGCGGGUCAAGUUGCAGAUCUGGGACACAGCAGGCCAGGAGAGAUUCCGAACCAUCACACAGAGCUACUACCGAAGCGCCAAUGGAGCAAUCCUAGCCUACGACAUCAGCAAGAGAAGCUCUUUCCAGUCCAUUCCUCGCUGGAUUGAGGAUGUGAGAAAAUAUGCUGGUUCCAACAUAGUACAGUUACUGAUUGGAAACAAGUCUGACUUAAGUGACCUUCGAGAGGUUCAGCUGGAGGAGGCUCAGAAUCUGGCUGAACACUAUGAUAUCAUCUGUGCCAUAGAAACGUCUGCGAAAGACUCCAGCAAUGUGGAGGAAGCUUUUGUGAAGAUGGCAACGGAGCUCAUGAUAAGGCAUGGAGGCCCCAUGUUCAAUGAGAAAAACACAGACAGCAUCAAACUUGACAGCAAAGACAUAGUAGAAGGCUGGGGGCCAUGCAAUUGCUGAUACAAGCUAGGUAGUAUCCCUGACUUUACUGGAAUUUAGAGGGAUGUCUCCCCCUAAGGCUGAGUAGCACAGUAGCUGUAUCCUCCUCCUGAGAGACCAGCAUUUUUGUAGACAUUAGACACCAAUGCAAUCAAGAUUUUGUCUUUUACUUUUAAAAAAGGGACUUUGUUGAGGUUUAGACCUAAAAGUUCAACCUUCCUUGACAUUUACUCUGUAUUUGCCCCCAUUAUUUUCUUUGCUGCAACCUUCUCAGUAAGUUAUGAAUCUGAGUGAAGCAGCAUGGAUCUGUUUGUUGGAGGGCAGGGGAAGGUAACUAGACAAGAAACCACCACAUACCUGAAGUUCUAAACCCUUCAGUAUGGAAUAGCUGUCAAAGGUGUAACUAUUUUUGCUUUUAGGUCAGUCAACCGUGAUAGAGUCUUUUUAAAUUCUCAGCAUUCCACCAAUGACCACAUACACCAGACAGUUUAGACAGUGGCUGUGGCAAAGGUGUUUCAAGUAUCAAAAUGCUUGAAUAUUUUAAACAUGGGACCAAGCAGCAGUCACCUGUCCAAGACACUGGACCACCAUGGAAGCUCUCUCCUUGAAAGUAAAAUGUGGCACAUGGACUGCUAAAUAUUGUUGGUACAAGCCCAAGUGGGCUGUCAUGCUGAUUUUUAAAAAAUCAUCAUUCAAAUAGUGAAAUCAGUCUGAGCAAUACCGGUUGCCUGCUUGUUUACCAAGAUAAACAUUAAAUGUACUGACUCAAAUUCA
Molecule: messenger RNA, 1526 nt
Organism: Trachemys scripta elegans
Lineage: Eukaryota; Metazoa; Chordata; Testudines; Emydidae
Gene: RAB43
Product: RAB43, member RAS oncogene family
Exons: 3
Coding region: 117-773 (218 amino acids)
Biological process (GO): protein secretion; regulation of exocytosis
Cellular component (GO): Golgi membrane
Molecular function (GO): GTP binding; GTPase activity
Source: RefSeq, a predicted model, not a curated record